Molecule: messenger RNA, 1783 nt
Organism: Pseudopipra pipra
Lineage: Eukaryota; Metazoa; Chordata; Aves; Passeriformes; Pipridae
Gene: ADCY3
Product: adenylate cyclase 3
Exons: 7
Biological process (GO): adenylate cyclase-activating G protein-coupled receptor signaling pathway; cAMP biosynthetic process; intracellular signal transduction
Cellular component (GO): plasma membrane
Molecular function (GO): adenylate cyclase activity
Source: RefSeq, a predicted model, not a curated record
UGGAAUUAGCCUGGGAAUCAGCCUGGGAAUCAACUUGGAAUUAGCCUGGAAUUAACCUGGGAUCAACCUAGAAUCAGCCUGGGAAUCAACUUGGAAUCAGCCUGGAAUCAGCCUGGGAAUCAGCUUGGAAUUAGCCUGGAAUUAGCCUGGGAAUCAGCCUGGGAAUCAACUUGGAAUUAGCCUGGAAUUAACCUGGGAUCAGCCUAGAACCAGCCUGGGAAUCAACUUGGAAUUAACCUGGAAUCAACUUAGAAUCAACCUGGGAAAGAGCCUGGGAAUCAACUUGGAAUCAGCCUGGGAAUCAGCCUGGGAAUCAACUUGGAAUCAGCCCGGAAUUAGCCCGGGAAUCGCCCUGGAAUCCCCCCGCGUCUCCCAGCCUCCCGUCCCCCAUUCCCUGGGAAAACCGGGAAUUCCCGCUGAGCCGGCGAUGCCUCCUCGAGUGACCCCUCCCUGACCCCCCCAUCCCGCCUCAUUCCAACCGGGAAAACAAACCCCCCCCACCCCCCCCAACAUGCCCAGGAACGGCGGAUUCUCCGAGCCGGAAUUCUCCGCCGACUACUCCGCCGACUACUCCGCCAGCCUCCCCUCGGAUCCCGAGCGCGCCGCCGACGCCUCCGGGUCCUCCCGCCGCCCCCGCGGAACCUUCCGGAUCUCCCCUCCCUGCCCCUGCCUCCCGCGCUCCGCCCGCCUCUCCUUCGCCCCGGAAUCCCUGGAAAACCUCUACCAGGCCUAUUUCCGCCGGCAGCGCCACGACACCCUCCUGGUGCUCGCCGUCUUCGCCGCCCUCUUCGACGCCUACGUCCUGGCCACCGCUUCCCUGGACCUGGGGCGGGAUGGGCGGGAAUUCCCGCCCGUCCUGGUGCCGGCGGCGGCGUUCCUGGUGGCCCACGUGGCCCUGCUGGCCCUCUGGAAGUGCCGCCUGCUCCCGGAGCGUUUCUCCCGACGCUUCCUGCCCGGGAUCCUCUGGAUCCUCAUCCCGGCCCAGGUCCUGGGCUACCUGGCGCUGAAUUUCGGGAGCGCCCCGGAGCCGGCGGACACGGUGGGCUGGCAGGCCUUCUUCGUCUUCUCCUUCUUCCUGACGCUGCCCCUGCGCCUCCUGCCCAUCGUGGCCGUGGCCGCCGCCUCCUGCGGCCUCCACACCCUCGUGCUCGGCGUGGCCGUGGCCCAGCAGCAGCGGAGACGCAAUUCCAUGAAUUCCCUGGAGCGGGGCGGGGACCUGGGGAGGCAGCUCCUGUCCAACGUGGCCCUGUACGCCUGCGCCAUCACCGUGGGCUCCAUGUCCUACCACAUGGCCGACAGGAAGCACCGGAAGGCGUUCCUGGAAGCGCGGCAAUCCCUGGAAGUCAAGCUCAACCUGGAGGAGCAGAGCCAGCAGCAGGAGCGGCUGAUGCUCUCCAUCCUGCCCAAGCACGUGGCGGACGAGAUGCUGAAGGACAUGAAGAAGGACCCAAGCCAGAAGGAGCUGCAGCAGUUCAACACCAUGUACAUGUACCGGCACGAGAACGUCAGCAUCCUGUUCGCGGACAUCGUGGGGUUCACGCAGCUCUCGUCGUCCUGCAGCGCCCAGCAGCUCGUCAAGCUGCUCAACGAGCUCUUCGCCCGCUUCGACAAGCUGGCCGCCAAACACCACCAGCUGCGGAUCAAGAUCCUGGGAGAUUGCUACUACUGCAUCUGCGGGCUGCCGGAAUUCCGGGAAGACCACGCCGUGUGCUCCAUCAUGAUGGGGCUGGCCAUGGUGGAGGCCAUCUCGUCGGUCCGCGCCCGGACGCGGACGGCGGUGGAC